AUGACACAAGAGAGAGUGGCGGUGAGGGUGCAGCAGAGCCUGCCCGUCUACCACGACGCCAUGAGUGACGUCCGGCAGGCAGGACCCGUUCGGCAGGUCAGUGUGAAUGAGGGGCACGCAACGAGACAGAGUGUGCGCUUCCAGGGCGAGACCUUCGCCCAGCUCAAGGAGCGGCUGCUGGCAGCGGCCGUGCCCGGAAACAACGUCCGCUUGCUCGUGAACGAGGAUUGGACUGUGCUACUGGACGAUGAUCUGCUGCCAGAAGGAGACCUGCAGAUCAGAACCAUGGACCCAGGGACAGACAGGAGCUAUGCCAUAGUGUUCCAGCGCCGUGGUUGCUGA
Molecule: messenger RNA, 342 nt
Organism: Coccomyxa subellipsoidea C-169
Lineage: Eukaryota; Viridiplantae; Chlorophyta; Trebouxiophyceae; Coccomyxaceae
Exons: 2
Coding region: 1-342 (113 amino acids)
Source: RefSeq, a predicted model, not a curated record